Molecule: messenger RNA, 768 nt
Organism: Lactuca virosa
Lineage: Eukaryota; Viridiplantae; Streptophyta; Magnoliopsida; Asterales; Asteraceae
Source: the annotation of a GenBank genome assembly
AUGGCUCCCGCCGUUCCAAGAUCCGGUGACGCUAUUUUCGCCAACGUCGAGCGCGUGAACGCCGAGCUGUUCACUCUGACAUAUGGAGCGAUCGUGCGACAAUUGCUUACAGAUCUGGAGGAGGUUGAGGAAGUCAAUAAGCAACUCGACCAAAUGGGUUACAAUAUUGGAAUCCGGCUAAUUGAUGAGUUUCUUGCAAAAUCUAAUGUCACAAGAUGUGUUGAUUUUAGGGAGACAGCUGAAGUCAUAGCAAAGGUUGGCUUCAAAAUGUUCUUAGGGGUCACCGCAUCUGUGACAAACUGGGAUAAUGAAGGAACUUGUUGCAGUCUCAUUUUGGAAGAUAAUCCACUUGUGGACUUUGUUGAGCUUCCAGAUAAUUGUCAAGGUUUAUAUUACUGCAACAUCUUAAGUGGAGUUGUCAGGGGAGCCCUAGAGAUGGUGUCAAUGAAGACUGAAAUCACAUGGAUUAGGGAUAUGCUUAGAGGAGAUGAUGCAUUUGAGUUACAAGUGAAGCUUCUUAAACAAGUUCCAGAGGAGUAUCCAUACAAAGAUGAUGAGUAGUGUGCUUUUCUUGAAUCUUUAUUUAUGUAUAUACAAUAUGAUUUUUACAUUCCUGUUUUCGUUUGUGAUAAAAGGAUUUUAGUACUUUUUUCUAUAUUACUAUUAUUUUGUUAGAACUUGUUUGGUCUUACUCCCCUUAUUAAACUAGAAUGUGGGCGCUAAAUUACAUUAUUUUCUUGGGUUAAUGUCAAACUGCAGCCAAUAGUA